Molecule: messenger RNA, 519 nt
Organism: Aspergillus thermomutatus
Lineage: Eukaryota; Fungi; Ascomycota; Eurotiomycetes; Eurotiales; Aspergillaceae
Product: DUF4149 domain-containing protein
Exons: 3
Coding region: 1-519 (172 amino acids)
Source: RefSeq, a predicted model, not a curated record
AUGCUGACUUCUGCCGCAAGCUACGGUACCCUAUUGGGUGUGCAAGUGUUCCAGGCGCAACAGACAUUUAUCGGGGGCAUUAUCGCUUUCCGAGUGCUCCCUCGCCCUCAGUUCUCAACGUUGCAGACUGCGACAUUCCCCGUGUACUUCACGCUGCAGUCCGCACUUCCCGUAGUUGUCGCCUUGACUUCCAGCAAAGGUGCUCAGCUCAAUGGCAUUUCCGGACUUCUCGCUCCUGAGAAUCGAUUUGGAACACUCCUGCCCCUCGCAACUGUCGCAGUGGCUGGGCUGAUCAAUCAGGUUAUCCUGCGCCCACUCACUGUUAGGACGAUGAAGGAGAGGAAGCAUCAGGAAACCCGUGAUGGCAAGAAGAGCUAUGACCCUGCACCCCACUCAAAGGAGAUGAUGGCUCUGAACAAGAAAUUCGGCAGACUCCAUGGUCUGUCAAGUCUGGUCAACAUGGUCAGCCUUGCUGCUACAAUCUAUUACGGUGCAGUGCUCAGCAAGCGCCUGUCUUGA